AUGGAGACGCUGCGCGGGAAGUACGACGCGACGACGCGUCUGCUCGCGGCGCAGUGCGAUACGAUCGAGCGGCUGCGCGCGGAGCUGAAAUCGGCGCGCGCGGGCGCCGGGGACUGCGCGCCCUCGGCGACCGCGUCUCGAGAGGGGGGGAAGGAAAAUCUCGAGACGCGCGGCGCGCGCGACGGCCCGCGCGACGGCGGCGUCGACGAGGGACGCGAGCGCGAGCAUCGACGCGCGCGGAAAGUCAUCAAGACGCAGGUGCGCGCCGCCGAGGAUCGCGCCUCGCGCGUCGUCCCCCCCGACCCACCGCGCCCCGAGAUCCCGUCGUCGUCCCGUCCACGCGCGCCGUUCCGUCGUCCAUCACCGUCGCGCGUUCCGACGCGGAACCGCGCGCGUCGUCCCCCCCCCCUCCCCCUCGACGCGCGCGUCGCCGACGCCCGCUCCCCCGCCCUCCCGUCGUCCCAGAGCGAUGAGAUUCGCGCGUUGCGCGAGAACGUCGAGUGCGCGGAGGCGGCGUCCGAGGCGCUCGCGUCCAGGGCGCUCCUCGCCGAGCGCGCGCGGCGAGAGACGGAAGACGCGGCGACGAUCCUUCGCGACGAUUACGCCGCCGCGACGCAACGCGCCGUCUCCGACGCGACCACGGCCGCGACCGAACGCGACCUCGAGGCGGAUCGCGCGGUUCGCGCGACGACGGAGCGCGACCGCGCGGAGGAGCGCGCGAAAGCCGCGGAGGAGCGCGCGAAAGCCGCGGAGGAGCUCGCGCGCGCGGCGUGCGACGACGCGAGAGACGCGCGCGACGCGGAGGCGGCGGCGACGCGCGCGGCGACGACGGCGGCGGCGGAAAACGCGACGACGCUCGAACGCCUCGACGCGACGCGAUGCGAGCUCGAGGACGCGCGCGCGAGGCUCGCGACGUCCGACGCGCGAAUUUCCGCCGCGAGGGAGGACCUCGCGUGGGCGAGGAAAGACGCGGACGAGGCGAGGGACGCGGCGCGCGUCGACGCCGCCGCCGUCGUCGCCGCGCGCGCGGACGUCGCCGCCGCCGCGGACGCGCGCGACCUCGCGACCGCGCGCGCGUCCGCCGCGGAAGCGCGGCUGGACGCGCUCGCGCGCGAGAAAAGCGACGCGCUCGCGAAGGUUGAGGACGCGCGGAGGGAGAUGGAAGCGAGAGUGAACGACGUCAGCGCGGACCUCGCCGCCGCGCGCGCGGCGGCGACUGCGGCGCAUAAGAAACUCCACGUGCAACGCGCGGAGGCGGAUGACGCCGUCGCGAGCGAGCGCGAGCUCAGAGAACGCGCGGAGCGCGAGGCGGCGACGCUGAGAGAGAAGCUCGCGGCCGCGGAGGACGACUACGCGCACGCAGAACAGCUCACCGUGGAGGCGGUGCGCGAGCUGGAGACGGAACGCGCGGCGGCGCGAGCGGCGGCGGCGGAGGAUUCGAUCGAGGCGAUCGUCGCCGCUCGCGUGAAGGACGCGAUGGAGUCUCUGAACGCGGAGUGGGAAGCGAAGCUCGAGUCUGCUUGCUCGAAGAACGAAGGCGAAGUCGCCGCGUUGCGCGCGGCGGCGGCGAGCGCGGCGGAGAAGGCGGCGGCGGACGCGGAGGAAGCCGCCGCCGUCGCCGUCGCCGUCGCGGCGACGACGGAGGAUGCGACGACGGAGACGGAGGUCGCGCCGCCGCCGGCGGCGACGACAUCCCGCGGCAUGACCCCGGCCGCGCCGUCGCCGCGUCCCGUCGCGAAGUUGAUCAUCCGCCCCAAGCACGCGCUCGCGCCGUCGAACAGCUCGCGGAAGACGCUGAGCAAACUGCGCGCGAAAGCCGCCGCGCUGCAAACGUCGCUCGCGCUCGAGCGAUCGACCCGGGCCGAAAACGCCGCCGCGCGCGUCGCGUCGAUCGAAGCGCGAGCGAAGCGCGAGACCGAGGCGCUGGAACGAAAAGCGCUCGCGCACGCCAAGGCGAUGGAAGAACGCGUCGCGGAGGCGGAGGCGAAGCUGACCGCCGCCGCGGACCGGUGGCUCGUCGUCGGCGACGCGUACGAAGCGUCGACGAACGAAAAGCUCGCCGCGAACGCGAAGACGACGGACGCGUUCGGCGUUCGCGUCGACGCCGUCGCGGAGAAUGCGACGGAUGCGGUCGCGCGCGCGGAGGACGCGAUGAAAGCGCUCGCGAGGAAGGAGAAAGACGUCUCGAAACGAUUAGACGAGGGCGCGGCGACGCGAGAAGAAGAACUCGCCGCCGUCAAAAACGCGGCGAAGAAGAGCGCGGAACGCGUCGGCGCCGCGGAAGUCGCCAAGGCUGCCGCGGAAGCGCGAGCCGCGCACGCGGAGGCGCGGUUACGGCACGCGGAGGCGAACGAGUCCAUCGCGGUCGCGGACGCGUCCGCGGCGAGGGACGCCGCGGACGCGGCGAAGGCGCGCGCGGUCGCCGCGGAGUCGCGCGCGAGCGAAAUCGAAGCCGCGGCGUCGACGGCGGCGGCGACGGCGGCGUCCGCGCUCGCCGCGCUCAAGGCGGACCUCGCGAAGGCGACCGCGGAGGCGGACGCCGCCAAAGACGCGUCAGCGGAGGCGAUCGCGAGGGCGGACCGCGCGGAGGACGCGCGGACGCGGUCGAACGUCGACGUCGUCGACGCGCUCGCGAGGGCGCGCGCGGCGGAGAGCGCCGCGGCGGUUUCCAAAAACGAAGCCCUCGAGGCGUGCGCGCGCGCGGAACGCGCGGAGACCGCGCUCGAGGGCGCGGUAACGCGCGCGGCCGCCGCGGAAGCCGCGGCGUUGGACGCGAAGCUCGAAGCGCACCGCGCGUCGUUGGCCGAGGGCGAGGCGAAAGCCGCGGCGGAGAUGAGCGAAAUGCGCGCGGAAGCCGCGGAGGCGGCGGCGGAGACGGAGGCGGAAGCUGCCGAAGCGUUAGGGAUCACGGACGGGUCCAAGGGCGCGCGCGCGAUGGCCGCGGCGGCGCGGACGGUCAGAGACGCGCGCGCCGCCGCGACGGCCGCGGAGAAGGCGCGCGCGGUCGCGGCGAAGGAAGCCGAGGAAGCCGUCGCGGCGGCGCAUUCGCGCGCGUCCGCCGCGGAGACGAACGCAACGCUCGAGCGCGCGCGCGCGGCGGAAGCGAUCGAGGCUGCGGAGGCGCGCGCGCGCGACGCGACCGCCGCCGCGAUCGAGGCUGCGGAGGCGCGCGUCGUGGACGCCGAGCGCGCGAGCGCGGACGCGGAGAGACGGGUGGCGGCGGCGGAGGCCAAGGCGGCGGCGGCGGCGAAGACGGCGGUGCUCGACGCGGAGGCGAGGGUCGCCGCGGAAGCGUGCGCGGCGGCGGCGCGCGAGACCGCCGCCGCCGCGUCCGCGGCCGCCAAAGUCGCGGAGACGCGCGCCGCGCGCGCGGAGGCUGAGGCGAGAGAGGCGUCGGAGAGACUGCGCGACGCGGAGGCGAACGUCGUGAAGGAGCGCGCCGUCGCCGCCGCGGCGAUUGAAAAGGCGCGAGAGCGCGCGGACGAGACGGCUUGCGCCGCCGCCGCGAAGCUCGCCGCCGCGAAGGUGCGCGUCGCGGAGGCGGAGAUGGCCGCCGCGGCCGCGGUCGCCGCCGCGAACGCGGACCACGCGGCGGCGAUCAAACUGUCGGACGAAAAGGUGUCGGAAGCGAUGAAACUGUCCGAAGAAAAGGUGUCGGAAGCGAUGAAACUGUCCGAAGAAAAGGUGUCGGAAGCGAUGAAACUGUCCGAAGAAAAGGUGUCGGAAGCGAUGAAACGCGCGGACGAAAAGGUGUCGGAAGCGAUGAAACGCGCGGACGAAGCCGCCGCGCGCGCGCUCGAGACGGAACGCGCCGCGGAGGCGGCCAUCUCGAGGGCGCUGUCCGACGCGGAGAGCGAUUCGCUUCGCGCGGUGACCGCGGCGAGGGACGAGGUGAAGGCGUCGAUGCAGCGCGCGCUCGACGAGGCGACGCGCGCCGCGGAGGACGCGCGAUCGCGCGGCGAGCGAGCCGUCGAGGACGCGAAGCGAGCGGCGGAGAAGGCUGCCGCGGAGGCGUGGGCGACGAAGGUCAAAGCCGCGGAGGAGACCGCGCGCGCCGAGCGCCUUGGCGCGACCGCCGCGGAAGCCGCGGCGGCCAAGCUCAAGACACGCGCGGAGGCUGCGGAAGCCGCGCGCGCCGCCGCCAUCUCGCGCGCGGAGCUCGCGGAGGCGUCCGCCGCCGACGCCGAGGCGCGCGCGGCGGCGUCGGACGCGCAGGCGGCGAGCUCGCAAAACGCCGCCGCCGCGGCGUUCGCGCGCGCGGUCGCCGCGGAAGCCGCCGCCGCGAGAUCAGAGCUCAUCGCGGACGCCGCGGACGACUCUCGCGAGCGCGCGGAGGACGCCGCCGCGGACGCCGCGGACACGCUCGCAGACGCGGAGGCGGCUCGGAGGGAGGCGACGCGCGCGCGCCGCGACGCGGAACGCGCGAGGGACGAGGCGGAGUCGACGCUGAGCGACCACGCGCGCAUCCUUCGCGAGGCCGAGUCGCGGCUUCGGGAGAUGCAGAAUGCGUUCGAGGAGGCGAACGAGCGCGCGUCCGCCGCGGAGUGCGAGCUCGAGCGCGUGCGAAGAGGCGUCGCGACGGCGGCGGCGAGCGUGCAGGGCUCGGGCGGCGCGGAGAGUCCGAGCGCGAUCGAGGGCGAGAAUCGCUGGAGACUCGCGCAGAGGAAGCAGCAGUCGAUCGUGUCGCGGCUGCGGACGCGAAUCGGCGCGAACGCCGCGAGCUUGAGCUUGAACGUGUUCGCGGACGAGCCGAGCCUGUCGACGUCGAAGCCCGCGGCGGGCGGAGGGGGCGAGGGACGCGACGCGGCGGACGAUCCGUCGACGCCGACGUCGCGCGCCGCCGCGGCGAACGCGUUCGAUAACGUGCACACGCCGUCGCCGCAACAGCCGCGGCGUCUUCCCGCGCCCGCGGCGCGGUCCGCGUCGCCGCUGGGGGAGUUCGUGUCGCCUCCCGCGGCGUCGAUAACGCGCCACACGCAGCCGUUAUACAGCGCCAACGCGCGCGCGGCGCCGGGGACGCCGGCGGGGGCGGGGACGCCCGCGAGCCCGGCUGUCGCUCGCGCGCAAGCGACAGCGGCGGCGGCGCUCGCUUCCGUCAGAGGCGCCGCCGCCGCGCUCGCGAGCGUCAGGGAGGCGUACGAUAACACGCCGAAGGCGAACCGGAGGAGUAAGGUUGCCGCCGCGGCGGCGCGCGCGGUCAAGGGUUCGGGUUUCGUCGCGCCGGGGAAAGAAAACGUCGGCGGCGGCGGCGCGGAGAAGGGUCGGGGCGUCGCGGGCGACGCGGAGUUCCUGAACGCGCGCGAGCCGCUGGGGAGGGUGAUCAUGUAG
Micromonas pusilla CCMP1545 is the source of this 5328-nucleotide messenger RNA. RefSeq lists its product as uncharacterized. The transcript has a single exon. The record is from RefSeq and is a predicted model, not a curated record. NCBI's taxonomy places the organism in Eukaryota, Viridiplantae, Chlorophyta, Mamiellophyceae, Mamiellales, Mamiellaceae. The coding region runs from base 1 to 5328 and encodes 1775 amino acids.